Molecule: messenger RNA, 1918 nt
Organism: Vanrija pseudolonga
Lineage: Eukaryota; Fungi; Basidiomycota; Tremellomycetes; Trichosporonales; Trichosporonaceae
Product: Dicarboxylic amino acid permease
Exons: 4
Coding region: 188-1861 (557 amino acids)
Biological process (GO): amino acid transmembrane transport
Cellular component (GO): membrane
Molecular function (GO): amino acid transmembrane transporter activity
Source: RefSeq, a predicted model, not a curated record
AGAAGGUGUUGCUCAGCUGCUCCCUCCCUCGUUGGCACUUUCUCUCAACUGACUGACUGGUUGACGGAUCCGCGACCCGCCACGCCACGAGCACCACCACCACCACCACUACAUCGUUCAGUCAAACGAUCGCCCUUCCUAGAACCUCCCACCUUCCUUCCCCCCCCUCCCCCCCUUCCCGCCCACAAUGUCAGACAUUGAGAAGAACGAGAAGAACCUCGAGAACGAGACCCAUGUGGCGGUCUACAACGCCGACGAGGUGCACGAUGACCUGGCAGACACGCACGAGGGCGAGCACGGCACCAAGCGUGACCUGCCUCCCCGCGUCGUCUCGAUGAUUGCCCUCGCCGGCACCAUCGGCACAGGUCUAUUCCUGGGUUCCGGCUCCGCACUCACCCUCGGCGGACCGGUCGGCGCCUUCCUCGGAUACACCGUCAUGGGCCUGUUUGUCGGCUUCAUGAUGUACUGCCUUGGCGAGAUGACGUGCUACGCGCCCAACAUUGGCGGCUUCAUCGAGAUGGGCAACAAGUAUGUCGACCCGGCUGUCGGCUUCGCUAUCGGCAUCAACUACAUCCUCCAGCAGGGCAUGUCGAUCCCGUCCGAGCUCUCGGCCAUCGCAGUCAUGAUCACGUACUGGGACCACAACCCGAAGCACAUGCCGGGCUACCUCGUGGCGGUGCUCUUCCUGCCCAUCCUGGCCAACAUCCUCGCGGUCAAGUUCUACGGCGAGAUCGAGUUCUUCUUCUCGUGCCUCAAGCUCAUCACGCUCGUCGGCCUCGUCAUCUUCGGCCUGAUCGUCGACGUCGGAGGCGUGCCCCCCAAGCACGAGUUCAUUGGCGGCCGGUACUGGCGCGACGAGCCCUUCAACGACCACUUCAAGACGGUCAAGAACGUCAGCCUGUCCCGCUUCCUCGGCUUCUGGGCAGUGCUCACCAAGGCCGCCUUCUCGUACGGUAACAUCGAGUCGAUCGGUCUCGUCGCCGGCGAGGCCCACAACCCCCGCCAGAGCAUGCGCAAGGCCAUCCGCGCAAUCUUCUACCGUGUCGUCGGCAUCUACAUGCUCUCGAUGCUCAUGAUCGGCCUUACCGUGUCGCAGUACUCGCCCCUGCUCCUGUCCGCGCAGAAGACCGGCUCAGGCACGGCCGCCGCGUCCCCCUUCGUCAUCAUGUGCCAGCAGACCGGCGUCAAGGUCCUCCCCCACAUCAUCAACGCCGUUGUCAUCACCUCGGCGCUGUCCGCCGCCAACGAGCAGGUCUACGCCCUGUCGCGCACCUUUGUCGCGCUCGCCCGCCAGCGCUCCAUGCCCUCCUUCUUCCUCAUCACCUCCAAGCAGGGUGUCCCCUACGCCGGUGUGCUCGUCGGCCUCGCCUUCGGCUGCCUCGCCUUCCUCUCCGUGUCCGACGGCUCGGCGCAGGCCUUCGACUGGCUCUCCAACCUCUCGGCCCUCUCGUCGCUCCUCUCGUGGAUCUUCAUCUGCAUCUGCUACAUUGGCUUCAAGAAGGCCGUCGAUGUCCAGGGCCUCGACAGGAAGAAGUUCACCCUCCGCUCCUGGUGGCAGCCCUACGUCGCCUGGGCCUGCACCAUCUUCUUCACCCUCGUCCUCCUCCUCAACGGCUUCAAGACCUUCAUGCCAAAGUUCAACGUGUCCGACUUCUUCGCCGCCUACGUCACCCUCCCGGUCGUCUUUAUCGCCUGGAUCGCGUGGAAGCUCAUCAAGCGCACAAAGAUGGUCGACCCCAACCAGGUCGACCUCAGCAACGGUCCCCCCGAGGCCCUCAAGGGCACCCGCUACGACAUUGCCCACAACCCCAACGCUGGCAUGUACACUGCCCACGCGCAGCAGUACCAGUCGUACCACUAGGUGUCCGAGGUUUAAAAAGUCUUGUAGUCAUGCACCAUGCACCGUUGUUAAUGUCUG